Messenger RNA from Exophiala oligosperma, 1881 nucleotides. RefSeq lists its product as uncharacterized. The transcript is spliced from 2 exons. Gene Ontology annotation, biological process: carbohydrate transport; transmembrane transport. Lineage: Eukaryota; Fungi; Ascomycota; Eurotiomycetes; Chaetothyriales; Herpotrichiellaceae. The coding region runs from base 1 to 1881 and encodes 626 amino acids. Gene Ontology annotation, molecular function: carbohydrate:proton symporter activity. Gene Ontology annotation, cellular component: membrane. The record is from RefSeq and is a predicted model, not a curated record.
AUGUCGUUGACGACUAGAGACCCCAACCGCCAGAGCACCGGAACCUGGGAGCUCCGCCCGUACCCACUCAGCCCCGGCCCCCAGUUUUCCUCGCCUACCCUAACAUACCCUACAAUCUACGGGGUUGCGCCGCCUUAUUUCUCUCCUGCUUCCAGGUCUAGAUAUACUAUAUUACCUUCAAGCGAUGGCACUUUCACGCACUCUCAUCUGUCUUCAGAAGCACUAUCAUCCAAGUUCCAAUUCUCCAAGAAUGUGAACGCUACCAGCACCUCUCUCUCGGCCAUGCAUCUUCAGACCAGUCUACGGGGUCAGACCCUCGCCCGGUUGCGAAUCGCCCUGGUCGUGGUUCCAAGCUCCUUAUUGUUUGGAUACAAUCAAUCCAACAUCGGAGGUGUUCUGGCUUUCAAAUCUUUCACUGAAACCUUUCCCCAAAUCGAUACCGUUCAUGUCGAGGGUCACGAAAAGGUGGAAAGGGCGCGGAUCCAGGGUACUGUUGUUGCAAUCUACUGUAUCGCCUGCCUCAUUGGAGCUAUAGGCACCGCCGUUGUUGGCAACCACCUCGGGCGGAGACUGACUCUCGUCUAUGCUUCAAUCGUCGCGGCAGUUGGUAUGGUGUUACAGGCGUCCUCCUUCGGUCUAGCACAGUUGAUUGUCGGGAGAAUCAUCACGGGGAUUGGUGUUGGAGCCACAAAUGCAACAGUGCCAGUCUGGCAGGCCGAAUCCUCGAAGCCCAAAAGCCGUGGCAAGAAUGUCGUCGUGCUUGGAAUCUUUGUCGCCUCGGGAAUCGCCAUUGCGAGCUGGAUCAACUUUGGCCUGUACACCAUUCAGCACGGAUCCAUAUCGUGGAGGCUUCCAUUGGCAAUUCCCAUCGUCUUCGCAGCCAUCCUCAUCGGCUGCACAUAUUUCUUCCCGGAGUCUCCUCGAUGGUUGGCACUGAAGGGCCGCAUGGAUGAAGCCGCGGCUGUCAUGCGCGUCCUCAACGACGGACAAAUGGACAGCCCAACCCUCGAGCGUGAGAUCGACAAUCUGCAGAGGGUCAUCGAGCAGGAGCGGGCUCGCGAGCGAGGAUGGAAGGACCUCUUCACGAUGGGCUCGGGGAAGAUGUUCUACCGUCUCAUGCUGGCCGUCGGCAUCAACGUCGCUGCACAGAUGACGGGCGCAAAUCUCAUCACGUAUUAUGCCACGACCAUAUUCAAGCAGUCCUUGAAGCUGCAUUCUCGAAUGGCUUCUUUGCUAUCGGCCGUUUUGUUGACCUGGAAGAUCCUUGCGGCCACCGUGGCUUUCAUCACCGUCGACCGCGUCGGCAGGAAGCCUCUCUUCCUCGCCGCCGUCUUGGGAAUGGGGAUAUCCAUGGCCUGCCUGGCGGGGACAGUCUCGGACAUAGAGUCGAAAGCCGCAACUGUGGCGGCGGUUUUCUUCCUUUUUGCCUACAUGGCCUUCUUCCCCUUGGGUUUUCUUGGAGCAAACUUUCUGCUUGCGGCAGAGAUCGGGCCUCAAGACCUCCGUGUGCACUUUGCGGCCUUUGGCACUGCAACCCAUUGGCUCUGCAACUUUGUCAUCGCCGAGAUCACACCGGUGGCAUUCAGCACCAUUGGUUGGCGGUAUUAUAUCGUCUAUGCUGUCAUCAAUUUUGCAUUUGUCCCCGCCAUCUACUUUCUGGUCCCGGAGACAAAGGCGCGAUCGCUCGAGGAGCUUGAGGAUCUCUUCACGAGUGCACGAGCUUGGUGGGAGAUACCGGUAGUGGCACGGAAUCAACUCCCAUCGAGUGAUCAUCUGAAGAUGCAAAGUGAUGGUGAACUACCAUCUACUAGUAAGGACGAACUUCAAGUUGCCCGUCACAUCGAAAUUCAAGAGAAGAAAGCUAAGGGCGUUGAAUCCUAG